Cynocephalus volans (Philippine flying lemur) is the source of this 4371-nucleotide messenger RNA. It is a transcript of the gene ZNF185, whose product is annotated as zinc finger protein 185 with LIM domain. The record is from RefSeq and is a predicted model, not a curated record. The transcript is spliced from 24 exons. NCBI's taxonomy places the organism in Eukaryota, Metazoa, Chordata, Mammalia, Dermoptera, Cynocephalidae. The coding region runs from base 1 to 2139 and encodes 712 amino acids.
AUGAGCAUCUCGGCUCUCGGAGGCAGCACCAAAGGGAAGCCUCUGCCACCAGGCGAGGAGGAGCGUAAUAACGUCCUCAAGCAGAUGAAAGUGCGCACCACGCUGAAGGGGGACAAGAGCUGGAUCACCAAGCGGGAUGAGUCGGAGGGCCGCACCAUAGAGCUGCCCUCAGGCCGGAGUCGUGCCGUAUCCUUUUCAUCAGCUGGGGACGUUCCAAAGGCCAGGCCUCCGAGCACAAGGGCUCCCACCGGCUACAUCAUCCGGGGUGUGUUCACCAAGCCCAUAGACAGCUCAUCCCAGCCCCAGCAGCACUUCCCCAAGGCCAACGGAGCUCCCAAAAGUGCCGCUGGUCUGGGGAGAGCAGCUGGUGCCGGCUACAGGAUGACCACCGAGGAUUACAAGAAGCUGGCACCCUACAACGUCAGGCGCAGCUCAACAGCAGGGGCUGCCGAGGAGGAGGAGGAAGAGGCGCCCUUCUCUUCAGAUGAGCAGAAGCGGAGGUCAGAGGCUGCCAGCAGCGUGCUGAGGAAGACAGCCCCCCGGGAGCACUCCUACGUCCUGUCGGCGGCCAAGAAGAGCACUGGCAGUCCCCCCCAGGAGGUGCAGGCCCCAGUUAUUGCGAAGAGGGUUGAGGUGGUGGAUGAGGACGGGCCUUCUGCGAGGAGCCAGGACCCACCUUCCCUGACGAGGUCCACUCCCAGCUUCAGCAGUUCGGAUGGAGGCAGAAGCAAAGUGUCUCAGGUGAUUUGGAUCGAGCGCAUGCCAGGCGUGCCUAGCCCCGCCGGGAGCCGGGAGCCCAGCUCAAGAGGCGAGGAGAUUGUCCGCCUGCAGAUCAUGACCCCCAAGGCAGGACUGCGCCUGGUGGCCCCAGACCUGGAAGGCAUGAGGUCUUCCCCAGGCCACAAAGACAAGGAGGUCCCCCACUCCAGAAAGCUCCAGAGAGACUUGGGUGAUGAGGAGGCCUUCAAAGGCCCCAACACGGACUCUGAAAGCUCAAGUGCACAGUUGAGUGAUGGCAGCGUGGGAUCCGGAGCUAUGGGGUCCUCACCUGAAGGCUUGGCUGGAGCAGACAUCAGCUCUGAGAGAGAAGGGCUGUGCCCAGCUGCUGCCUUCGCCCCUUUCCUGGAUGAUCGGGAUGUGCAUGGUGCCAAUUCUCAGUCCUGCAAGCCUGGACCAGCGGCCAUCAGCUCCAGUGCCACUUUGGCCUCUGCUGUCCCAGCUGAUAGGAAGAGUGACAGCACAGCAGACCUGGUGGACACAAAGGCAGACCCAAAAGGUGACUCGGCUGAUCGUGAGGAGAAGAAUGUGGCCACCAAGGUCGGGGAGGCCUGGCAGGAAAGGCCUGGGGAACCCAGAAGUAGCCAAGGAGACCCAGCUGUACCCACUCAGCAACCUGCAGAUCCCAGCACCCCAGAGCAGCGGAGCAGCCCCAAUGGACCUGAGCAACUCAUCGACCUGGAAUGCUGUGCUGGCAGUGACUCGGCUGAUCGUGAGGAGAAGAAUGUGGCCACCAAGGUCGGGGAGGCCUGGCAGGAAAGGCCUGGGGAACCCAGAGGUAGCCAAGAAGACCUAGCUGUACCCACUCAGCAACCUGCAGAUCCCAGCACCCCAGAGCAGCGGAGCAGCCCCAAUGGACCUGAGCAACUCAUCGACCUGGAAUGCUGUGCUGGCAGGGCGAGAAGCCCUUCAAGCUGCACGGUCACUGUUGCCGUCACUGCUGCUUCUGAGCAUCCUCACAUUUAUAUUCCAGCCCCCCCAAGUGAAUUGGACUCCAGUUCGACCAUCAAAGGGAUUCUCUUCGUGAAGGAGUACAUGAAUGCUAGCGAACUGUCUUCUGGGAAGCUGGCAUCUUCACGCUAUGGCAGUGUCAGCAGCACUGAGGACUUGUUUGACAUGGAGAAAAAAAAUCCAUAUGACAGCACUCCAUACUCUGAGAGAAUAAGUAAAGGGAUCUGUACUUACUGCAACCGUGAGAUCCGAGACUGUCCAAAGAUUACCCUAGAACAUCUUGGCAUCUGCUGCCACGAAUAUUGCUUUAAGUGUGGCAUUUGCAGUAAACCAAUGGGUGAUCUCCUGGAUCAGAUCUUCAUUCACCGUGACACCAUCCACUGUGGCAAAUGUUAUGAGAAGCUCUUCUAGCUACCCCCAGGCUGAUCAGAAGCUGAUGACUCUCGGAUAAGUUUGGCUGUCCCCAGUUGCUCCAAGUUGCUGGCUCCUCUUCCCUCACUUCCUCCCUCCCUGUUUGAUUUCUUCAUGCUUUCGCCCUUCUCAAGUUGAACAUGCUUACAUCCAGUAUCGUAUCUUAAUCAUGCUAUGAUAAUUACAUGUGUGUAGCUUCUUAUAGCUUAGAAAGCACUUUACAUCCACAACCUCAUUUCAGCCUCAAUCAAAGAGGAUUGAACAAGAAAUCCAUCUUGGCUUUCCAAAGACAGACUGGCUUUGGAAUGAGUUGAGGUGGCCUGGUAUGUUAGGCAUGGGAAGAAAUGUGGGAUCCAGCGUGUCCUGACUCCCUUGAGGCUUCUGAGGGGCCAAGUUGAAGACUGUGGACGAUCCCUGGUGGGUAAAUUGCAGGCAUUGAAUGCUAGGGAUUGGCAUAGGCUAAUUUUUAGCUUUUCUGUUUGCCAUAUAUAUAUAUAUAUAUAUUUUUAAAUUUCCAUAUAGUUUUUAAAGUUAUUUAGUUACUUUCGAUUGAGUUAUAUAGUAGAUUUAAUUACUUCCUCCCACCCACUUUCCACUUUCACUAUAUUUGAGUUUUUCCCUGCAGGUAUGUGGGCAUGCAUUGAAAGUUUACACAAUUAGGUUUAAAUUUGAUCAGAUAUGAUUUUAGGAGGCUGCUGACCAAAGGGAUAUCUGUGUCUGUUUGAAUCUUGCUAGCCGAUUAAUACCUUUGCCCUCAAUUCUGCUCCCUGCACUUUACAUAGAAAUUCUCUCAAGUACGUUUCAGGAUGUAUAGAUUGUAGCAGGAUUAAGAAGGGCGAAAAGCAGCUAACAUUUCUUGAGCGCUUACCACAUACCAGGCAUUAUCACAGAGUGACAGCAUCAGUCUUCAUCAUAAUCCUGGAAAGAGGGUAUUCUUGUCCCCAUUUUACAGAUGGGGAUAUUGAGGCUCAGAGAGGUGGUCCUUGUCUUGUGCAGAACCCUGUGCAGAAUCAUUGUUGUCUCUCUCCAGAGCCCUGCUCCUCUCCAGGAGCAGUAACCACAAUAGAAAGCAUUGACAUAGUGCUUAGUAUGUGCCGAGUACUGUGGGAACGAUACCUAAUUACUACCAGGUAACACCGCCCGCCUUGGGCCUCCCCUUACAAAGAGGAAGGUAUGAAAUUGCAUCUGGGCAUCCUGGAUCCCUCCAUGAAAUACUGCAGGGGCCAAACUGCCUCCUUUCCCUCUCCUCCCCCUUAUGAGAAAACACCUCUAAACUGAGAUUCUUACGGCUGGGAACAGAUUUGACACACGAACCUUCCCAAAUAGGAGCUUGUCAACCCAAGGAAAGCUAGAGUGGGCUAGCUGAUCAGAGCUUUCUGUGACCUCCUAUUUUCCAGUCCAGACUCUGUCUCAAACUAUCAGCAACUACUGGGGCCCCAGAGAGGUGGAACAUGGAAACCCACUGGCCAGCUGGGCAGACGCAGGCCUGUUCAUGAAGUCGGCUGACACUGUGCUCAGGUUCAACUGGACUUUGCCACCUUUGGGUCCAGCUUUGCUUUGUGAGCUCCUUUAGAAUAAGAACAGCCGUGGAAUUUUUCUAAUACAAAAUGAGGGGCCUCUUCUCUUGAUUUAAUUAUAAAUGUCUCUCUGUUUCUCCAGUUUCUGAGCCCUAUGCACAUUGGCUUGUGGACUUGUCCUUCCUGCCAAAUGAUCAGAGAGGAACAUUCCAUUUAUUUGUGUAGCUGUGCAUCAGAUUUACUCUGGAGGGGAAAAGUGGUCCAAUGUGCUGUGUGCCCACACCAAAUAUGUGGGCAUGGGACUUGGCACAUGGUAGGCAAGUCCCAGCAUGGGACUCGGCACAUGGUAGGCACUAACACAUAGGUGCUGAAUGAAGGAGUGAGAGAGAAAGCAAUCCAUGCCUUUGGUGAGAGGGGCCAUCCCUGAGUAGUAGUGAAGGCCCAGCUGAUAGAACACAAUGUGAAGAGGCCCAAGACAGGCUGGCUUCCCCACCUUCAAGGUAUACUCUGCCUUUCAGAGUGUUAGAACCAACUUGCAGGGUACUGACAGAAAUCUAAGAUCAGUAUUGAUUCUGAUCCAAAACAGCCUCUUUCAUGUCAAAAGGCACAGAAUUCUGCAGACUAGGGAAAAGGGAUGGUUGCUUUACAGUUUUGCUUCCUUUUAACUUCCUUUUAACAUUGUUCAAUGUUCCUAAUCAUACUUGCUUAAUCCACA